Messenger RNA from Spirometra erinaceieuropaei, 2713 nucleotides. The record is from the annotation of a GenBank genome assembly. NCBI's taxonomy places the organism in Eukaryota, Metazoa, Platyhelminthes, Cestoda, Diphyllobothriidea, Diphyllobothriidae.
AUGAGUGAUAGGUCGCACCGUGUAAGUGAUGACUGCUCCUCAGGUCCUUGACUGGCACUUAACUCUCAUAUGUGGCUCCCCAACGCUAGACUCCGCCUAGCGGACAGACCCCAGUAAUUGCCUAGACCGGUGUGCUAAACUAGGUGAGGGUGGCCGGUGCUGCGUGUUCCCCACGCCCGGUAGAUCCUUCCCCUUUCCUCCCUCCCUUCCCCACCCUCCUACCCCUUUCCCCCCCUUUCAUCCAUUCCUCCCUUCCCCUUUCUUCUCAUUCCACCCCCCUAUUUCAGUUUAAAAUGCCGUACGGAGAGGAGAGAUUGCGGUAGCUGUUGCGCAAGUCUUCUAUCACUAUAAAUUAAUUCACGCAUAAGUCACCGUCCCUGCUCUCAUCCUCACGGUGGACAUAGUCGAAAUCGACGGUCGAAGUGUCAUGUCUGAAAAGCAGUGUGACCGUCUGACUAAGUAAUGAAAGGGUGCUAGCGCACUGUCUAAAGUUGACUUCGUAAAGUAGUACGGACCUCCUUCAUUUACCGCCUCCGUGUUAUCGGUCAAGUACGCCUUAUUUGCCGCUCAGGCUGCCCGCAUCGACGGAUUUCCGGGCGUCACCACAGCCCUGGGUACUCUGCGCAUUCGUGGCGACCUCCUUCUGGCCAGUUUCUCAAGUUCAGAACUCGCAGACGCUCUGUGCGCCUACAUCAGGUUCCUCAAUCUUUUGCCCUCGCCAAUCCUACAUAGCGGCACUCACCAGCUCACAAAUGCGCUUCUUGCUGCCAACGCCACCAAGUCUGCCGCCGCCGCCGCCGAUACCGCUGCUGAACUGGCUCCCGUUGACACAGCCUGCCCUAAGGAGAGGUUGGCCUAAAAUCCCCCAAAUAGCCUAGGCUAACUCGGGGCCUUCUCCACUAAACAAGACCCUGACUCACAAUGGAUUUCGGAAACUGUCUGGGAUGUCCAAACAGCCCUAUUUCCGAUAGCACUUCUUGCCUCUUCGAGGGGAUUGGGGCCGGAAAAUGCACUCCAAUCAAGGGUUGGGAAAUCAUGUCAUCUGCACGCAGACCGCGGAAUGUGGAUUCAAAAAUCACGGUCGAAAAACAACAACCCUUGUUCCCCUUCAAUCCACCCCGCUCCCCCCUUCUGCAAGGAUGAGUCCGCUUACUCUGGAAGCCUGGAAUGUUUGUUCCCUUUUAGAUAAUCUGAGGAGCAAUCGAUCAAAACGGAGGACGGCUCAGUCACUCGAGGACUGGCGCGCUACAAGGUGCACAUCGCUGGUCUCAGCGACAUCCGCUUCUCCGAACACUGAGAAAAUUGUGGUCGAUUCAUUCUCAAGCCGAAGUCAAAGUUCUCAAAGUUCCACGAAAGGCGAAAUAUUGAUGACUUCAAAAACUACCAAACACCGUGGUAGGAGGGUGCUCACCGAUCGCCCGUUGCGCCUUGGGGCUCUCUCUCGAGCCCCGCCAGCAGCCACAUAGCGGCGCGUGAGAUGGACAGAAACGCAUUACCGACAAAGACAAGGCAGACUGGAAUGGCCACUUCUGGCUUAUUAGCUGUCGUUAGACAGUAAUACCCAACCCCGAAAUUUGGAAAACCUGCUGCUAGAUCCCACGAUCUGUUGGCUAUAAGUACAACGCCCCUAACCACUGAGUCAUGGGCUCGUCGUCCUGUACGUUGCGAUCGGGUAUAUACAAUGGUAAGGGGGCGCUCACCGAUCGCGCCCUCAGUUUUCUUCAGCGGAUACUAAAGCUAAGGUGGUAGGACCGUAUCCCGGACACGUAUGUACUGGAAUGAACAGGAAUCCUCAGAAUCCACGCCAUGCUGAGACUAUUGAAACUACGCUGGAACGGUCAUCUUGUGCCGAUUGACGAAGAUCUGCUAAUCAAACGACUCUUCUAUGGAGAUGUCACCACGGGUUCUCGUUGACAAAGGUCAAGUCUGACGCUACAAGGAGACUGCGAGGACUUUUUAGGGUUACAAGACGUCAUAUAAGCAGUACGAGUACUCGCUAAAAGCCCAGCCAAGCGUGUUUCGCCGACAUUCUGUCGCUGCAUGGCACGGCUGCGUGGUGGCCGGCUCAUCAAUGGGUCCACCAGCAUUCUCUGCCUUUUAAUUUCCUCAGCAAUUAACUGCGAACUUAGAGGUCAGCAUAUAAUAAAGUCGAUGCGGGGGAACCCACUGAUGGGCCGAACCCCUCACAGCUGUGCCACGCAGCGGCAGAAUAUCGGCAGAACACGCGUGUCUGGGCUUUUAGCUAGUACAUGUGUUGCUAGUAUGGAAUUUUGUAAUCCAAAGCUAUGCUACUAGCUGUCUGUCGGCAGUUAGCGAAUAUAACGCGGUUAUCCCGCUGUAGCUGAUGGACUUCGGCCCAAACAUCCAUACAUCAAAUUUCGGUCUGCGUCAAUGGAUCUUAGUGUAUACUGACCUACUCUAAGUUCGUAGUUGGUUUAUGAGGAAACUAAAAAGCAACACCUCUGAGGACUUCCCUGAAGCGCCUGAAGACCAACUUGGCCAACUGGAAAGACCUCACCGGGACCAACCGGCCUGGAGGAGGACAGUGAAGACUGACUCAGCGAGCUACGAAGCCAACCGCAUAACCGCUGUCAAGGUCAAAAGGGAAGCUCGCAAAUCUCAACUGCCCCCACCUCGCAGCACCCGGACGACACCAUCCGAUGUCACCCCGCCAGCCUCUGCCUCGUCCCCCAAUAUCGGCAAUCAACACUAA